ACCCUUGUAUGACAGCAAUUAAUGGAGCUGCCCUGGCCAAACGUACCCGAGGGUGUCAAAUCCUCUACUAUCAAGGUCAGGGACCUGGACAUGCACUUCCUACAUGCAGGGGAGCGGGAAGCCCCUUUAAUUCUUCUCCUACACGGCUUUCCUGAACUCUCGUACUCCUGGCGAGAGAUUAUUGUCCCGCUUUCGCAACUUGGCUACUUCGUUGCCGCACCCGACCAGCGUGGAUAUGGCAGGACCGUGCGUCCAGCCUCGCAGGGCAAACAGGUUGCCUACGAGGACGAGCUCGCACCCUACCGCAUGCUCAACCUUACCCAGGACAUCGUCGCCCUCGUGCACGGUCUCGGAUACGAUACGGCUGCGGCUGUGAUAGGGCACGACUUUGGCUCUCCCGUUGCCGCGCACUGCGCUCUCAUUCGCCCCGACAUAUUUGCCUCUGUCGUGUGCAUGUCUGCGCCGUACGCAGGGCAGCCGCGGCAUCCAACCGUCUUCGGCGAGGAGCAUCACGUACUCGCUCGGGACCGCCGGGGCGCAUGGGCGACACUGAAUCACCACCUCGCGUUGUUGCAUCCGCCAAUGAAGCACUACACGACGUACUACAGCACACCGAGCGCCAAUACAGAUAUGUGCAACCCACCGCAAGGCCUCCAAGCGUUCCUUCGUGCGUACUUUCACAUGAAGAGCGCGGACUGGCCGGGCAACAAUCCCCACCCGCUCGAGGACAUAUCACAGAUCCUGAAGCUGCCGCACUACUACGCGAUGCCUAUCCAGCAGACGAUGCCCGAGGCUGUGGAGGCACAUGCGCCCUCGCAAGUGGAAGUCCUCCGCAAUAGCUGGCUGCCGGAUGAAGAGCUGUCGGUAUACGUCGACGAGUUCGGUCGGACGGGCUUUCAAGGAGGGCUGAACUGGUACAGGGCCCAAGUCGAUGCCAAAUAUACGGAGGAUUUAGGUGUCUUUGCCGGGAAGAAGAUCGAAGUCCCGGCAAUGUUUAUUGGAGGAGUGAAGGAUUGGGGCGUUUACCAGAGUCCGGGUGCGCUAGAAAAGAUGAAGGAGGUUUGCACCGACUUCAGAGGAAUCACUCUUGUCUCAAACGCAGGGCACUGGGUGCAACAAGAACGUCCGAAAGACCUCUUCGAGGCACUGAGCGGUUUCCUAAGGAAGUAAUCUGUUUACCUUGAUACUUGUAUGCUAUCCAAACAGACACAAGAUUCACACAAUGCAUGGUAAUCCCAGUGUUCAACACCAAUGACAUUGAGCUUUGUCACAAGUUACAGCUAAGUCCUAUCGAAGGAGCCAGCCCCGUUCUCGUAAGUCUCAUGCCCAAAGCUCCUCCUCGAGUGAGGCAAGAGCGCGACGAGCGGCUCGAGCGAGCCGAGCCCCCUGAAUAGACCAGAAGUAUCAGAUAACUCGUCGACAUCCUGCGCAGAGGAGGACUCACGUAGGCACGGGGAGCAGCGGCCUUGACCUUAGCAAACUGCUCAUUCGCACCCCCCGCCUGGGCAGUCGCGCUGACAGUCGCGUUGGCAGCGCCCGCGUUUACAGUCGCGUUGGCAGCACCCGCAUUACCAGUCGCGUUGGCAGCACCCGCAACACCAGUCGCGUUGGCAGCGCCUUUGUGGUGGUGGUGCUUCUUGCCAGUAGUGGUCGUAGUAGUUCCAUUAGCAGCAGCGCUGAUGGUAGGGGCAGCAGCGUCGGCAGCGCUAGCAGUCACAGCGGUAGAACCGGACGUGGCGGUAGAACCAGAUGCAGCGGUAGAGUCGGAUGCAGCCUGGGCGGCGGUAUUCGCGGCAGCACCAGUAGCAGCAUCUCCCGCAGAGUUGUUACCGGCAGCCCCGGCGGCCUGCUGGACGACAACACAGUUGCCGAAGCCACCAGCAGUGGUGAAGCUGGCCAGGCAAAGAUUGCCACCCUGGCCGCCGGUACACUUGGUACCUGAUGGCAAGGAAACGGCAAUCUGCUGCGAACCGACGCUGGUAGGAGCCUGCAUUUACAUAGUGAGUAC
Messenger RNA from Phanerochaete carnosa HHB-10118-sp, 2008 nucleotides. RefSeq lists its product as uncharacterized. Gene Ontology annotation, molecular function: hydrolase activity. The record is from RefSeq and is a predicted model, not a curated record. Bases 22 to 1170 code for a protein of 382 amino acids. The transcript has a single exon. Lineage: Eukaryota; Fungi; Basidiomycota; Agaricomycetes; Polyporales; Phanerochaetaceae.